AUGAUAUUGGUAUGCAUAUGCUGCAAGAGUUGCAAAAACCCGCAGGGCCUGAAGAUUCACCAGGCCAAGAUGAGGUGUGCAGUGAGGAUCUUGAGGGUCAUCUGGAGGAGAGGGAAGGUGGCCCAACAGUGGAGAUACACAGAAGGGGUAUGGAUUCCAAAGGAGGAGAACUCAACCAUCAUCAAGCAGUUCAGGACAACCUCGCUGCUCAGUGUCGAGGGGAAGAUAUUUUUCAGUAUCCUUGCCCAGCAGCUGAAUGAGUACCUCCUGGAGAAUCUGAAGAAGAAAGUGAUGUCUGGAGAGAUAGCAGACAGCCAGAAAAGAAGGCACCCAGGAGAGAGUCUGCUGCAGUAUAGAGAGUCCAAUGAUCUGAAAGUCUCCCAGGCUGGCAUUGAGGUGAGGACCGGAAGAAAGUGGAGGGCAAUAAAAGCGGAAUUACAAAUGUGCCACAGAGUGCUGGUGGGAUCUGUGGCAGUUGGCCGAAGAAGAGUGAGCAGCAUUCCAUCAGCUGACUAUAAGGCCAAGGGGAAAGAGGGGUGGGACCUGGUCCAGAAGGAAGUGAGAGCUGGGGUAGAGGAUCUGAGGGUAAGCCAGAUGGUAGGGCUGUGUCAGCAGACUGCAUGGACCAAAUGGGAUCAAGCAACAGAGUGCAAGAUCACAUGGACGGAAGGCAGAGUUCCUCAUCUGGUUGGUGUAUGAUGUCCUAACCUUUUCUGUUGGCGCAAAGCUGAAACAUAAUUAUAUCCUUUGUGCCAUGGAAGAGGGACACUGGAGCACAUCCUCAGCAGCUGCCCUAGAGCACUAGCUGAAGGUCACUACCUCUGGUGCCACAACCAAGUGCUAACCAGUGUUUGCCAGUUGAUGUGUGUGUGGGGGGGUUCUUUGCAGGGAAGUCACUGUGCAAGGCCUGUAGCCUUCUGGGCAUCACUAGAGCUCAGAAAAGGCAAGUCAUCAGGAGAGCUUCCGAAGCUGCACAGAUUUUUGUGA
Hemibagrus wyckioides is the source of this 987-nucleotide messenger RNA. RefSeq lists its product as uncharacterized. NCBI's taxonomy places the organism in Eukaryota, Metazoa, Chordata, Actinopteri, Siluriformes, Bagridae. The record is from RefSeq and is a predicted model, not a curated record. The transcript is spliced from 3 exons.